AUGGUGGCUUCGCCGUACACCUGGGAGGGGGAGUUUGUUCUUCAUAAACCAUGGGCAGAUGUUAUGCGUGCAGCACAAGUCAAGUAUCCUAACCCGUUCAAUCCCAAUGUUUUGUCAAUUGAUGUCCUUUCCCGGGAGAUUGAUCCUGAUGAGUCUAACAAUGUGGAUCUUCGCGGUGUGAUCAAGGCCUAUGAGAAGUUAGAAUAUAAAGCCCAUCCUGAGAACAAAGAAUGGACUGUCGUCCGGCACACUGUUGCAGUGGAUGCCUUCUCUCUCGUUGCUUAUCCGGCCCUCUCAGUGAGCAAGAAGAAUGCGAAGCUGGUAGGUCGUCUAAUCUUUCCUUAUUCCUGUGCGGCGGUUCAGACCUAA
Dibothriocephalus latus is the source of this 369-nucleotide messenger RNA. The record is from the annotation of a GenBank genome assembly. NCBI's taxonomy places the organism in Eukaryota, Metazoa, Platyhelminthes, Cestoda, Diphyllobothriidea, Diphyllobothriidae.